Messenger RNA from Symbiodinium necroappetens, 291 nucleotides. NCBI's taxonomy places the organism in Eukaryota, Dinophyceae, Suessiales, Symbiodiniaceae. The record is from the annotation of a GenBank genome assembly.
AUGACGGAGAUGUGCGCGAAUUUCGGACCGGUCUUCUUCGUGAAGCUGCAUCGGGAGAGAAACCCGGAUGUGAAUGGCGAAAAUCCGUUCAACGGCACUGUGCAGGUGGAGUUCGAAAGUGAGGAGGCAGCGGUGGCCAUAGUGGCAAUGGAGCAUCAUCUCAUGUGGAAGGACCAGAAAAUCCAAGCGUCGGAACCUCACUUCUGGAAAGGCUUCUUGUUGGACUUCGGUGCUUUGAACUCGGAGCUGAGCUUCGCCCCCAAGGGUCGCCUGGCCAUGCGGCGGGUGUAG